This is a messenger RNA of Penaeus monodon (black tiger shrimp), 4270 nucleotides long. RefSeq lists its product as uncharacterized. The record is from RefSeq and is a predicted model, not a curated record. Gene Ontology annotation, molecular function: ubiquitin protein ligase activity. The transcript is spliced from 6 exons. The coding region runs from base 401 to 1939 and encodes 512 amino acids. NCBI's taxonomy places the organism in Eukaryota, Metazoa, Arthropoda, Malacostraca, Decapoda, Penaeidae. Gene Ontology annotation, biological process: protein ubiquitination.
AUGUGUAUAUAUGUCUAUAUGUGUGCUUGUGUGUGUGUGUGUGUGUGUAUUAUCCUUAUUAAUAACGAGUGUUCAUGAACACACAUGAGGUAUAAGAAUGAGUCCAUAGUAAAUGUUCGGCGUAAAAGGCGAAUUUCAGGAGAGUGCAUUGCGCAUCACAUUCCUCUCUCGGCAACACGCUUCGAGACGUCAAGGGGGGACGAAUAGCAGAAAAUCUUCCUCGAUGGAGUGAAUAAUCCUUUCCCAGUUUAGCACAACGGUCAGGCAUUUGCCUAAUCGUCCAAACAAAUCACGAAGAACAAUGUGGUUACUUCUACUGAGCCUGAACACAGUUUUUCCAUGAACGUGCAUAACACUCGUGGCAGAUAACGAUAAGAGAGCUGAUAAUUAAGUUUCUAAGAUGGAGUGCAAAGUUUGCCUGGAAGUGUAUGAUGAAUCUCAGAGACGGCCGCAUAAUCUCCCAUGUGGCCAUAGUUUUUGUACAGUAUGCAUUGAUGACAUGUUAAAGAACAGCUCUCUUACCUGCCCUAGAUGCCGUGCCAAACACAUAGCAUCAGACAAAAGUCACUUCCCAGUUGCAUAUGACCUUGAGGAAGUUUUAAGUAAAAGAGAUACAACCGUAGCUGCAGCAGGAAGGACACCUCUUAGUCGAAGGAAAGAUAUCAGCAGCAAAAUCAACAUUCUGAGAGAUGAACAAAUGGCUAGCAUUAAUCAUAUUUCUUUAGGGUUUCAGGAGAAACUAUCUCAGCUAGAUAAAUACAAAAGAAAAUUAAUUGAGUGGGGAAUAGAACAUGAUGACUUAAUCAAAAAAAUUCAGACUGAUUUAAUAGAGCAGAAUGAGGAGCUGCGUGACAACUUGAAAGAGGAACAUGGUCUUGUGGCAGAAGUACUGGAAGCAGGAGAAACACAAGAGCAACAGCUGAAGUUUGCUGAGGAAUCUCUCUUCACAGCCAAAACUGCACAGGAUGUUUUUGUGGCCAUUAAUGAUGCAGAGAUUGUCCAAUCUGAAGCAGAGACUUGGAUUGAGAAAUGUGAUGAACUCUUCCAAGAUGCUAAUCCUGUGCACAGGUCUAUCAAAAUUCGAGCAGCUACAAGAAAGGCACUCAGGAUGGUGAGACAUGAGACAAAUUUAGAGCCUGCGAUUACUCUGAGAGAUGUCGAUGCAAUGUCAACAAGUAGUCGUGGAAUGACACCAGUCACCAUUUCUGGUGUGCACAAUGCUUGCUCCCACGACAUACUAAUAGGAGGGGCAUUUCCACUAACGGCUGAGAUGCUCCAACAGGUAGAUGAUGAUGUGAGAAGCCUCCUACAGGCAGGAAAGGUGUUUGCAGUAAUGCAGGAGCAAGGCCGGGUAAGGUCUGCCCGUAUAACCCUCCAACAUGACAGGGUUUACCUACAUCACCUUAGGAGGCAGAACCCACCGGUAUAUGCCCAAACACUUCAGUAUACUGACAUAGAAGAGCAGUUGAACACCUCAUCGCCUACUGCAUUCCUGGAUUUGGCUUGGCCUGGUUCGGCACCUCAACGAAUCCACAUCCAGCUAAGUCCAAAUCAACGAGCACUACAGUUUAGCCUACUAUGUACAGGGAAGAAUGGUCCAAGUUAUGCUUACACACAGCUGAUAGAGGUGUAUCGUAAGGGCGAGCCUGGCGAACGUAUCUCAGGGGGAGAUUAUGAUGGCGAAGGUGGGGCUGCCAUUAUCCAAGGUCUUCCUUGGGGAGGCAUAUAUAGUCGACCUGCUUCUUCGGGGGCUGUUUUUAGCUGGAGUGAUGACAGUAUUGGUGGUCGAUUUGGCAUUCUGACCAGAGCAAAUGCUGGAUGUUACAAUGGUGUGUUUGGUCAGGUGGUGAGUGGGCUUGAUGUCCUGAGGUCAGUAGUUGAGCUGCCUGAUAUUUCACGUGUUACUGUGAUAGACUGUGGAAUUGUCCUUUCACAGUAGUUUUUAAACAUGAACAUAAUUAACCUUAAUGGUGCUGUAUUUUUAUUAUGAUUUUAUUUAAUUUCUAAAAUGUGGCAAAGUUAGUUGAGGAAAGCUGCAUCUCUAUUCUUCCUAUCUUUUAAAAUAAGUGUUUGGUAGUACAUAUAUUACAGAAACCAGUAGCUGUCUCAUGCAUUCCUGUAUGAUAUAUAUAUUACAAUAGUCAUUUAUCAUAUUUGUCUUCUGCAUUCCUCACAGUUCAAUAAUUCCAUGUUUUCCAACAAAAUCAUAGUAUAACUAUGCAUAAACAUUGAAACCUAAUUCAUGAAAAUAGAUUCUUUUCUUUCAUAGACGCUUAAUUUAUGCGGUGUGAUAAUUUUAUGUUUCUUAUGACAGUGGGUCCUCUUCCACCAUAGAUCUAUUUUUAAAUGUAUGUGAUGUAACAUUUUUUUCUCUCUCUCUUCAAUUUUCAAGGUUUCUUUUAGAUAUUUUUGGAUGUAUAGCUGAUAGAUAAACACAAUAUAUGUGACUUCAUUCCAAGCACAAGCAUUUGAUAUAGCGCACAAUGUUGGUUCCGGGAUGCCUCAAGGGUGGAGUGGGCUAAAUGUGAAACAGGAGAGUACUAAACUAGUUGAUUUUGGGAGAGCAGAACACCCAUAGAGAAUGAGUGAAUGAGAGCGAGAGAGAGAGAGAGAGAGAGAGAGAGAGAGAGAGAGAGAGAGAGAGAGAGAGAGUGUGUGAGAGAGAGAGAGUGGGUGUGUGUGUGUGUGUGUGUGUGUGUGUGUGUGUGUGUGUGUGUGUGUGUGUGUGUGUGUGUGUGUGUAUGUGUGUGUGUGUGGGGUAAUAACAUGAAGCACCUCUUUUGCUUCAAAGAUUUAUGAACACAUUUUUGUUUGGGGAGAUUCUUAGUCUUAAGGGGACUGUCCCAUCCGAGGCCUACCAUUUGAUCCUAAAAAGAUAACGGGCAUGUAUUGUACUUUGCAACAAAACAAAUGGCAAGACAAUCAGAAUUAAAAGAAUGCACUGCUGGUCACAAUGCGCACAGGAAUAGCAUCCUGAUUAUUCUCCACGGAGCUGGCAUUCUUCUAACCAUGGCCUAUAGAUGUUACAUUCCACCCUUGUUUAUCGGUAAAGAAAAUGCAAACUCCCCUUCGUAAAUGCCAAGUGAGUAAUCUUCCUUCAGAGCUUUGUGCCCAUAAAUAAGAAUAUCUGAAAAUAGUUCUCACUAUAUUAUAUUAUAUUAAUUAUAUUAUAUUAAUUUUAAAAAAUUAUUAUUAUCUUCUCACUUUUCUGUUAUUGGUGUUUUCCUGAUAGUCUUUCUACUGACCUUGUUCAGUGAAUAUUUGAGUUUGCAUUACUUGAUUCCCCGUGCCAUGCAAACAAUAUGUUGUUUGUAUUUUCUAAUGCAUGAUUUGUGAUUUGUGCAUCUCAUUUUUUAAGUUUUAGUAUGUAGAUACUGAUUCAUAUACAAGAUCAUUGUUUAUGCUCUUGUUGAAGCUGUUUGAAAUGCAUAGUCUUCCAACAUUGCUUCAUUGCUGUUUCAUUCAGUAUUUUAUAAGGUUCAUUAUAUAUGUAAUGAAAAAAUUAUAUUGGCCUUUUGGUACUUAAAUGAUUGGAUGAGUAACCAUCCUACAGGUCUGCUUUGUGUCUUUUGCUUAAUUCAGGAAUAUAACCUAUACUGUUGUUUAUGAAAAGAUAUGCUCCCUACUAUAAAGGAGGGGGUGGAGAAGAAGAAGAAGAAGAAGAAGAAAAGAGUGAGAGUGAGAGUAUUAUGCUCCCUACUAUAAAGGAGGAGGAGGAGGAGAAGAAGAAGAGUGAGAGAGAGAGAGAGAGUGAGUGAGUGAGUGAGUGAGUGAGUGAGUGAGUGAGUGAGAAAGAAAGAGAGAGAGAGAGAGAGAGUGUGAGUAUGAGAGUGUGUGCAUGCCUGCGUGCACGCUUGUAUACACACGUGUGUGGUGCAUCCACUUCAUAUUGCUGUGUAUGAAUUAUAGUAUAAACACUCUACUGAAUGUCCACACAAGGGAAGUAAGCUGGAUGCCAAAAAAAAACAAAGGCCUAAGAUUUAAAACUGAAUGGUUUGUAAUAAAUAAAAAAUAAUAAAAAUAAAAAAAAUAAAUGUAAGAGUACAUGAAACCAAAUCUGUAUGUUGUAAUCGAAGAAAUAAGGGUAAAUUAGCCUUUGGCCUCCAACAGUGUUUACGGAUGGCAUUACUUAGAGAGUAGUUGAGAUUAUAUUUUAUUUUCAAUAAUUUAGAAUAAUCUCUGGCCAUGGGUUGCACCAGUUUGGCAGAAUUCAAUGGUAUCUAGUUGUAAGUGAUGUAAGGUAAGAUCACUGAUCUUUUGUAUGAGUGUU